Molecule: messenger RNA, 1848 nt
Organism: Dermacentor silvarum
Lineage: Eukaryota; Metazoa; Arthropoda; Arachnida; Ixodida; Ixodidae
Product: pancreatic triacylglycerol lipase
Exons: 5
Coding region: 557-1696 (379 amino acids)
Molecular function (GO): lipase activity
Source: RefSeq, a predicted model, not a curated record
AUGAAGUGGCGGCUGGAAAUGCUGCGAAAAGUGAGAGAUUUCUUCAAGCUUGCCAAUGCGUGAUCUAGAAGCCUGGAGGAUGGAAGCCUGAUGACCUAGUAGCGACCGCGGUGGCUCUUGUUUGUUCACCGCUGAUGCAGCAGGCGUUCUUGGAAUUCGACAAAGCCGUUAUCGCCCAUCUAAACACAGCCCCCAACGCUCCCACCUUAAUGGUUAGCCCGGGUUAGCCCACCCGUUGGCUUUCUCGGUAGAAAAAGGGAGAAGCACAAACAAGUCGGAAGGGACCACCUCAAACUUCGCUUGCUUUUCUCCUUUUAUACUUCAAGACGCGUUUUGAAAGUAGCGAGCUCUGUACACCUCCGCAACGCGCAUACACGAGAGAGAGAAAGACCAAAGCUAAAAUCAGUUUCAAGAAUCGAAUGCUUUCGACAAAUUCUAACCCCCGGAGUUUUCUUCGGCUUGCACGACACUGAACGCGCUCAGUCACUUCCAGUACCUUGGGAGGGAAGUCGCUUCGUUGUGAAGCAAGUUUGUGUCACGUAUUUCGAAAGAGAAAAUGCACAUAUUUAGGCUGUCGUACGUUAAUGUAGUUAUUAUUCUGUCUUUAGCUGUGUGCCUGCUGUUUAGACCAGGAGCGCUUGCUGAAGAGGGCAGCGUUGCCGAGGGAACGGUGAUGGAUUUCGAAGUGAUUCAAGAAAACAUCGAGCAUGUCAUGAGUCAGCAGAUGCCCCACAAAGACAAGGUCUGCUACGACGUCGUGGGCUGUUUCGACCAGAAAGGACUGCUGGCGCACAUCCGACUGCUGCCCAAGCCACCUACCGAGCUUGCCACCAGGUUCCGGCUGCACUCGCGCAGUGGCAGUGACCUACUCGACAUCUACGCCGCCGGCGGAAUGACCCUGUCCAGGGCCUACCGGCCGGGUGCCCCGCUUAAGAUCCUGGCACACGGCCUGGGUGGCAACGGUAACCUUACCUACCUGAACCAGAUGAAGGACGCCUUUCUCAGGAUGGAAGACGGCAACGUGGUGGUGGUGGACUGGGCGCGCGGCGCCUCUUUGCGGGACUACGCGCAGGCGUGCGCCAACGCGGAGCUGGUGGGUCGCGAGGUUGCCUUUCUGGUGUCCUCGCUGACACACAACGGCCUCGUGCUGCCCUGGAACGUGCACCUGAUCGGCUUCAGCCUAGGCGCCCAGCUGCUGGGUUUCGCUGCCAGGAGGCUGGCGCGCACCUACGGACUCAAGGCCGGCAGACUCACCGCCCUGGACUGCGCCGCGCCAUUGUUCGAGUUCCGCGGGCUGCAUCCUCGCAAGCAAGACGUGCUGUACCUGGACGCUCUGCACACGAGUGCCGGCACCAACUUGCUCAUGGGCCAUGUAGGGCUGCGCCGACCGUUCGGCCACAUAGACUUCUAUCCCAACGGAGGCAUCCAGCAGAAGGGCUGCGAAGGGAAUGGCCUGGCUUGUUCGCACGAGCGUGCCUACCUCUUCUUUGUGGAGUCGCUGAGCCAGUGGACGCGCUGCCGCUUCAAGUCCAUUGCGUGGGCCGAAGGAUGCCGUUUCUUUAGCGGCAAGCGCUGCGGCCGUGGUCCAACGACGGGGCUCGAGUUCGGCCGCAUGGGCUACUUCAGCCCGUCGACUAAGGCUCGUGGGGUCCACUACCUGGAGACCAAUCCGGAGCCGCCCUUCUGCAAGGAGUAGAGGGGCCCUCCGACUGGGGUCAAGCUGAAAAGGACCGGGAACAUCCGUAUCGUUCGUCUGAAAUUCUGCUGUGGGAGCAGAUAGGCAAAGUGCAGGUGUUAGCAGAUUCACCAAGGAAAAAAAAAAAUGCUUUGGUGUUUGCAAAAAAAAAA